AGUUUCAAAUGCCGACGGAAUAAUGCCCACCAUCACUUUCGCGUCGCCAGGUGACGCUGGAGGAAAUAUAUCCCGCAAUCUGGCUACCAGCGGCCAGCACCUUUUUAUGGAUUUCAGCAAGAUUGGGUUAGGUUUGCCUUGUCCUCUUGCUUUCGACAAAAGGCGUUGCCAACCCGUGCUCCCCUAACUCGAGUAUUCUUUCUCAGACCGUCCCUCCCCAAGUUCCUCUCUACCAUGUCGAAACCUACCGUUCUCCUCAUUGGAGGACUGGCACACACAGAUAAAGAGUGGGAAGGGUUGAGUUCAAAAUACAAUCUGAAGGAGUUCCGAAAGGGCACACGCGAGCAGUUCCUCUCCAACUGCAGGACUGGCCAGUACGACGACGUCGUGGCGCUCUACCGCUCCAACCUAUCCACGUCAGAAACAGGCCCCUUCGAUCAGGAGCUGGUGUCUGUCCUGCCUCGAUCUCUGCGAUACAUCUGCCACAACGGAGCGGGAUACGACAACAUUGACGUGGACGCUUGCACCCGGAGAGGACUCAAGAUAUCCAGCACACCAAUUGCAGUCGAUGACGCCACCGCUGAUGUCGGUAUCUUCCUCAUGCUGGGUGCUCUGCGGCUGGCAUGGGUACCUUUAGUGGCAAUCCGAGAAGGCAAAUGGCGUGGGGAGGCCCAACUCGGACACGAUCCAAAGGGUAAAGUGCUGGGUAUCUUGGGAAUGGGGGGAAUUGGCAGAGCAAUGGCUCAUCGAGCGCGAGCAUUUGGGAUGAAGAUUGCCUACCACAACCGAACACGCCUGCCAAAAGAGCUCGAAGGUGAUGCGACUUACCUCAGUUUCGACCAGUUGCUCGCCCAGUCCGACGUGCUCAGCCUGAAUCUCUCUCUGAACGCGAAAACACGACAUAUAAUAUCUGCGCCCGAAUUCGCCAAAAUGAAAGAGGGAGUGGUGAUUGUCAAUACCGCUCGAGGGGCGCUGAUCAACGAGAAGGAUCUGGUGGCGGCGCUGGAAAGCGGCAAAGUGUCGUCGGCCGGGCUGGAUGUGUUUGAAGAGGAGCCCAAGGUGGAAGAAGGGUUGUUGAAGAAUGAAAAGGUCUUCAUUGUGCCGCAUAUAGGCACCAGUACCUACGAGACACAGCGAGAGAUGGAGUUAUUGGUGUUGCAGAAUCUGGAGAACGCGGUGGACAAGGGGUCUCUACUGACACCUAUUGCGGAGCAGAAGGGAAAGCUGAACGGCCAUUUAUGAUGACGUUCCAAGCCAGUCUAGCAUAGACAUAGAUGGUAAAUGGUGCUCGGGUAGAAUUAGGACGACUAACCUGGAUAUGCGGGGAGUAUUUGAUCCUUCAACAAUGAUGGUGUUCCAGCUACGAAGAAAACUAGUUG
This is a messenger RNA of Cladophialophora immunda, 1379 nucleotides long. RefSeq lists its product as uncharacterized. Lineage: Eukaryota; Fungi; Ascomycota; Eurotiomycetes; Chaetothyriales; Herpotrichiellaceae. The record is from RefSeq and is a predicted model, not a curated record. The transcript is spliced from 2 exons. Gene Ontology annotation, cellular component: cytosol. The coding region runs from base 235 to 1242 and encodes 335 amino acids. Gene Ontology annotation, molecular function: glyoxylate reductase (NADPH) activity; NAD binding; hydroxypyruvate reductase [NAD(P)H] activity.